Amborella trichopoda is the source of this 974-nucleotide messenger RNA. RefSeq names its product Cytochrome c (gene CYTC6A). Gene Ontology annotation, molecular function: heme binding; iron ion binding; electron transfer activity. The record is from RefSeq and is a predicted model, not a curated record. NCBI's taxonomy places the organism in Eukaryota, Viridiplantae, Streptophyta, Magnoliopsida, Amborellales, Amborellaceae.
GAAUGUGUGGGAAAGAUAAAAUUUUGUGAGGUUGAAGAGAGAAGAGGGAGAGGGAGAGGGAGAGGAAGGGCAAGUGAGACAAUGAAUACUUUCUUUAUUUCUGCAUGUUCUCCUCCAAUCCCAAAUCCUCCUCUCUCCAAGGAAAGAAAAGUCACUACAUUGGUGCCUCCUCAAGCCAAUAGGUCCACAUUCCUAACCAGCUUGGCAGCUCCCCUGCUCGCUGCUUUUCUCGCUUUAUCUCCCCUCCACUGCACACCAGUGUCAUGGGUACAGGUUGGCGAGGUUCACAAGGGGGCGGCUUUGUUUCAGAAAGCUUGCAUUGGAUGCCACGAUGGAGGUGGAAACUUUUUGCAGCCCGGUGCAACACUCUUCACAAAGGAUCUUCAAAGGAAUGGCGUUGCAACUGAGGACGACAUAUACAACCUGACAUAUUAUGGGAAAGGAAGAAUGCCAGGGUUUGGAGAGAAGUGUGCUCCAAGGGGUCAAUGCACAUUUGGUGAUAGGCUCCAUGAUGACGAGAUCAAGCUGCUGGCUGAGUUCGUCAAGUCACAGGCUGACCGAGAUUGGACAAACAUUGAUCCAACGGAUUGAUCCCUGCAAAACCAAUUUACCGCUCUAAAUCGAGUUGUUCAAAGAAAAGAACAAUGCACAUACAUAACCAUAUGCAUGUGUAUGUGCAUCUAUAUGCAUGAUGCAUGUAUUUAAUCAUACAUUGACAUUAUGGAUAAUGGUUCAAUCCCAUGGAUACAUGUGUUUUCUCAAAUGCCCAUAUGAGUGCUUACACAUGCGAGUAUGUUCGGGCUUUAGUACUCAAGAGAGUUUGAAUAUUGUCUUUCUUUUAAAUAUUACAUGUGCUGCUAUCAUGGCACAAACACAUGUAUGUGUCGAUAAUGUUUUUCUACUUUUCAUGUCAAUUUAGAGUUAUCCAUAUGGAAAUCGGCAAAAUUUUAUCACGUAGAACGGUUUGCUAAAUA